CUAUUCUUCACCCGCAGAGAUCCAGGUUUUCAAGGUCUCCGGCUCCCGCGGCUCGGGGAUACACAGCUAGAUUCAUGUUCUGUACUAAGACUCUGUGUGGGGAGGCGGAAUGCGAAGAGGAGGCCCGAGAAACUGUUGUGGCGUCACGGGCAGGGGCGGAGCUGGUGCCCAGAGAGCCACGAGCUGAGCCGGGCCCCGCCCCCUUGGCGAAGCGCGCAUGCUCUGAACAGGGUCGUACGGAGGCCAGCGGCCUGAGGCGAGAGGGGGUGGGGCAGGAAACGGUGAAGAAGAGGAGCGGAAGCGGAACUACGUUUAUGUACAUCCGCCCUUAGCUUGCGUGUUGCGCUGCUGCGCACGCGCGGCUCUGGUCUUGCGCGGCUCUCGCGCCGGCCUCGCGCUCGCGGUGGUUUGGCCUCCGUUGCCUACUGUGGCCAGCCAUGGCUGGCAUUCUGUUCGAGGACAUUUUCGACGUGAAGGAUAUCGAUCCCGAGGGCAAGAAGUUCGACCGAGUAUCUCGCCUGCACUGUGAGAGUGAAUCCUUCAAGAUGGACCUCAUCUUAGACGUGAACAUCCAGAUCUAUCCUGUGGACUUGGGUGACAAGUUCCGGUUGGUGAUAGCUAGCACCUUGUAUGAAGACGGGACCCUGGACGAUGGGGAAUAUAAUCCCACAGAUGACCGGCCAUCCAGGGCUGACCAGUUUGAGUAUGUGAUGUAUGGGAAAGUGUACAGAAUCGAGGGGGACGAGACCUCUACGGAAGCAGCCACUCGCCUCUCUGCCUAUGUGUCUUACGGGGGCCUGCUCAUGAGACUCCAGGGGGAUGCCAACAACUUGCACGGCUUUGAAGUGGACUCCCGUGUGUACCUCCUGAUGAAGAAGCUGGCUUUCUGAGCCUUCCCUCUCCCUGGGCAUUGCCACCCCCUGAAUGCGACUCCAUUGUGAGGAGCAGUGGCUGAGGAAGGGCCCUGUUCUCUGGAGGAAUCGGUUCUUCCUUCACCGAAUGGACUUGGGGUCUCUCAGUCUGAACUGAGUGGAGAACUAGCUAUUGGCCUCUACUUGGGGCCCCCUUGGAAGAGCUCAAGUUGAGCAGCUUUCAGAUGCUUUAUGUGAUGGUUCGAUUAAACUGUGCUUUUUUUGUA
Molecule: messenger RNA, 1138 nt
Organism: Dromiciops gliroides (monito del monte)
Lineage: Eukaryota; Metazoa; Chordata; Mammalia; Microbiotheria; Microbiotheriidae
Gene: POLR2H
Product: RNA polymerase II, I and III subunit H
Exons: 5
Coding region: 438-890 (150 amino acids)
Biological process (GO): DNA-templated transcription
Cellular component (GO): RNA polymerase I complex; RNA polymerase III complex; RNA polymerase II, core complex
Molecular function (GO): DNA-directed RNA polymerase activity
Source: RefSeq, a predicted model, not a curated record